AUGGCACUGCUACGCUAUACCCCUGGACUUCGCCAGCUAGAGCCAGCGUUUGUCUCCGCUAGAAGAAAUUCGCAUCUUAGCGUUGACAGUGUUCCCUAUCUGCUGGGGGCUUGCCUCUACAGCUCCCUGUUAUCUUUGCUUUCAUCCUACCUUACGAACAACGCAGAGAUGGGCCGGCUGAUGAGACCAAAUACCCUCCAGCUAGUGGUGUUUGGAUUGACUGCGGUUCUUGGACUCUCGAUCUGGUCACUAUGGCUAGGGGUUAACUCUGAUCGAGACAACAUCCAUCCCUUACUCAACCAACUUAUCCCGGCUGGUCACUGUGCAUGCCAGACGUCGACUAUCUUCAAGUGUGACAGCUGUCUACAGUGCCCUGACCAGCUACCAUUUCAUGAUCCUCUUCCUGAGCCUCAGCCUUUGUUUAACCCUGAAGAGCAUUCGUACAAUGAAACCAACUGUGCCACUCUCUUCCCCGGUCUCUUUGAAGAUCCUAUCCGUGCUCACUCUUUUUGGAAAGCCAGAGCCAGGCGUGGAAUAACCAGAGCCGAUAUAGAUAAUAUCGAGAUAAGAGGUGGCAUGGCCCGGGUAGCAAUUUUUCAAGGACGUCUCUAUGUUCUCAGAGCUCUUGCCAAAGGGGAGGAUCAUCGCCGGAAAAUUCUAGGAAUCUUGGGCUCAAUCCAUCGUGCCCUUGUCUCGGCACCGCAGUCCGCUGCCUUCUUCAACACAGAAGUGAUCUUUUCGGUGGAAGAUAAACUGGAGGAUGUCGCGGGAUCGGGUCAUCCUCUCUGGGUGCUGGCACGAAGGGCAACUGAGGAGUCUGUUUGGUUGAUGCCUGAUUUUGGCUUCUGGUCUUGGGGUCAUAUCGAUAGUCGGAUUGGACCUUAUGAUGAAGUAGUCAAACACAUCCGAGAACAGGAGCCCCACUGGGAUAAGAAAGAGAACAAACUAGUCUGGCGUGGGAAGCUUAGUUUUGCCCCGAAGCUGCGACGGACACUGCUUGAGAUUGCACGGAAUCACGCCUGGGGAGAUGUGAAGGAGGUGGAGUGGAAGGACAAAGCGAACUUUAUAAGUAUGGAAAACCACUGUAACUACCGCUUCAUCGCGCAUGUGGAAGGCCGCUCCUAUUCUGCAUCCCUCAAGUAUCGUCAGGCCUGUCGAUCUGUAAUUGUGAUUCACAAACUACAGUUUAUUCAACAUCACCACUAUCUUCUGGUUUCCUCCGGUCCACACCAGAACUUUGUCCAGGUCGAGAGGGACUGGUCGGAUCUACCACACAAGAUAUCAGAGCUUCUCGAUGAUCCUAUCCAAGCCCAGGCGAUCGCGGAUAAUAAUGUAAAGCUAUUUCGCGAGCGGUAUCUGACUCCAGCUGCCGAUACCUGUUACUGGCGCGCGUUGCUGCAAGCGUGGACUACCGCAUCCCCUGAAGUCACUGAAACCGUAGUGGACCCGACCAGUGGUAGUGGCCACCGGAGAGGGAUUCGAUAUGAGUCAUUUACCUUGUUGGAUCCCAGCAGUAUGAUGCGCUUUGGGUCUUGA
Aspergillus nomiae NRRL 13137 is the source of this 1536-nucleotide messenger RNA. Its product is annotated as endoplasmic reticulum-resident kdel protein. NCBI's taxonomy places the organism in Eukaryota, Fungi, Ascomycota, Eurotiomycetes, Eurotiales, Aspergillaceae. The coding region runs from base 1 to 1536 and encodes 511 amino acids. The record is from RefSeq and is a predicted model, not a curated record. The transcript is spliced from 2 exons.